AUGGUGCAGUGGCUCACCUACGAAUUAGUCGAGGUGAAGGAAGCGGCGCCCGUUACAGAUAACAAGUUGACAAAAGAAGGGCGCGAAGAUGACAACGGUGCUGUAGGACAGUUUGAUGCAGAUGAUGACGUAAUGCAGGAGAUAAUGAACGAAAAUCUUGAUCCCAAGCGUCUACGGGGCUAG
Molecule: messenger RNA, 183 nt
Organism: Plasmopara halstedii
Lineage: Eukaryota; Oomycota; Peronosporomycetes; Peronosporales; Peronosporaceae
Exons: 2
Coding region: 1-183 (60 amino acids)
Source: RefSeq, a predicted model, not a curated record